AUUUACUAGCUAUAAAAAAGCUGUGAGACAAUUGCUAAGAAACAUAUUGAACUGCGCAGCAAAAUAUGCUAAGAAUCAAAGCAUCAAGAUUGACAACAAUUUGCAACUGAGCGGCGCCAAGCGCACAGAAAAGCGACACAAUUAUAAUUUCAAUAACAACAACAGCAACAACAACAACAACAACAACAGAAUGAAGAAGUAGAAGCCGAGCGAAAGCUUUUCUACGACCUCUGCCGCUUGGUAAAUCUUUGAAUUGCCCAUCAUAAAGAAAGGGGAACGAAAAUUAAGCAGGCAAACAUGAAUAUUGGCAUUGCACACAAAUGGGAUAAAUUAUCGCCGCGCGAGUUUUUGCAGCUGCAGGAAUUGGCGUCAUAUUCCACCCGCAAGCUUCAGGAUGUGCUCCAGGAGUUUUGUGCGCCCAGCUCAACGGCCACGCCCAAAUGCAUACCGGACGGGGACAUUGACUUUGAUGGCUUUCGACGGUUUUUGGAUGCGUUCCUCGACUGCGAAACGCCGCUGGAUCUGGCCAAGCAUUUGUUUGUGUCCUUUCUUAAGCCGAAUGUCACCCAGGCCCAGCUGCAUGGCAAGGCGCUCAAUCAAAUGGCAGCCAUUAGCAGCACGGCCGCCUGUGCGCCUGUCACGUCCCAUACGAAGGGCUCCAUACCGAACAUCAACAGCAUUGCUGAACUGAUGCCGCAAUGCAGCAUUGGCGUCGGCGGCGUCGGCGAUGGCCCGGCCCAGGCACGCACCAGCUUUGUGGACAAAAUCCAUGGUAUUACGGAUAAGUUACAGCACUCACUUGGCGGCCAUUUGACGCACGAUCCCAGCAAGACCGGCAGCGUGCAUCCCAUGCUAACGGUUACACCCAGCCCGCUGGCCAGUGGCCCGAGCAUGUUCCAGGGCAGCAGUGCGGCCCGCCGCUCUGUGGACUCCAGCCCCUCGCACUCGCAGACGAACCACUCGCAAAUGUCGCGCAAUUCGUCGAAGAAGAGCAACAAUUCCGUUAAUUGCAAAAUUGAUACUGACAUUAAGCUGCUGACACGAAAACUCUCGCACUUUGAUCCUUUGACACUUAAGGUCCCGCUGAAGGAUGUCGUUUGCUAUUUAUCACUGCUUGAGGCCGGCCGGCCGGAGGACAAGCUCGAAUUCAUGUUCCGGCUAUACGAUACGGACAGUAAUGGCGUACUGGACACCGCCGAAAUGGAUGCCAUUGUUAAUCAGAUGAUGGCCGUUGCCGAAUAUCUUGGCUGGGAUGUCAGUGAGCUGCGUCCGAUACUGCAAGAUAUGAUGGUUGAAAUUGACUAUGACGCCGAUGGCACGGUGUCCUUGGAUGAGUGGCAACGUGGCGGCAUGACAACCAUACCGCUUCUCGUCCUACUCGGCGUCGACAGCACCACACUCAAGGAGGAUGGCAUACACGUGUGGCGCCUGAAGCACUUUAGCAAGCCGGCGUACUGCAAUCUCUGCCUAAAUAUGUUAGUCGGCCUUGGCAAGAAAGGACUCUGCUGUGUCCUUUGCAAAUAUACGGUGCAUGAGCGAUGCGUGCAACAUGCGCCAGCCUCUUGCAUCACCACCUACGUGAAAUCGAAGAAGCCGAAAUGCGGCGCAGAUCUGUUGCAUCAUUGGGUCGAGGGCAACUGCUACGGUCGCUGCUCAAAGUGCCGCAAACGCAUUAAGGCAUACCAUGGCAUCACAGGACUCACCUGUCGCUGGUGUCAUAUGAUGCUGCAUAAUCGCUGCGCCUCGUCCGUGAAGAAGGAGUGCACACUGGGCGAAUAUGCGGAACUGAUUGUGCCACCGACUGCCAUCUGUCCCGCCGUAUUGGAUCGCCAGCGUUCGGUUAAUCAGGCGCACAAAGCAACUCAUUUUCAAAUAACACCGCCGGAUGAGCUGAGCUGCCCGCUGCUGGUGUUUGUCAAUCCGAAGAGCGGAGGUCGCCAGGGCGAUCGCAUAUUGCGCAAGUUUCAAUAUAUGCUCAAUCCCAGGCAGGUGUACGAUCUGUCCAAGGGCGGGCCCAAGGAAGGACUUACGCUCUUUAAGGACCUGCCCAACUUCAAAGUCAUCUGCUGCGGCGGCGACGGCACCGUCGGCUGGGUGCUCGAGGCCAUGGACACCAUCGAGCUGGCCACACAGCCCGCCAUUGGGGUAAUACCUUUAGGAACUGGCAACGAUUUGGCCCGUUGCCUGCGCUGGGGCGGCGGCUAUGAAGGCGAAAAUAUACCCAAACUAAUGGACAAAAUUAAACGCGCCUCCACCGUAAUGCUGGAUCGAUGGAGCAUCGAGGUAACCAACACGCCAUUAACAGUUGAAGAGCUGCGCCCAAAGGUAACUCUGCACUCAAACAUGCAGAAGGUGAUUGAAUUGUCGCAAAGCGUUGUGGUCGACAAAUCGCUGAUCGAACGUUUCGAGGAAAUCCAGCGGCAAAACCUCAUGAGCAGCAGCUGCAGCGCCGACAACAUGUCAGCUGGCAAACAGGCGGCGCCAACUGCGGCUGCGUCUGCCACAUCGAUUAUGAUGGCCACAACGACAACAACGAGGACAGAAUACUCGCAGGAUAUGACAAGGACACUGGCAAAGGGACACGGACAAGGGAGUGCGAUUGCAGCUGAAGCUGAAGCUGGCGACCGCACCAGCACAACCACCAAGAGCAUUUCAAUGUCCACAUUCGAAACGCGACGCAUGCAGAAAACAUUAACUGCCACAAUGAGCGGCAGCAGCAGCAGCAGCGGGGCCAGCAACACGAGCAGCUCAAGUGGCAGCAUCAACACCAGCAACCAGCCCGAGCUGGCUGCCACAACGUGUCACAGCCAGCCGGAGGUGGCCAGCAUGCAACUACCGCCAACUCGAACAGACGCAACUGAGAAGCAAUCGCUCGAGAUGCUGCUGCUGCAGCAUAAGCAACAGCAGCUAAAGUUGGCAGCGGAAACAGCAGCAGCUGCUGCAGCAGUUGCGGAGGCGGCAACGGAAGCUGUCGCAUUUGAGCACAAUCAAAGCGAUGAGCAUAAUAGUCAGAGCAAUAAGCAGCAGUGCAACAACGUUAAGCAGCAAAUUACAUUGUCGUUGGAUUUGUCCGACAGCAGCAGCAGCAACAACAACAACAACAACAAAGAUGAGCAACAACAACAGGACAUGCAACGCCAAGUGCCCAGCACGCCACAAACACCAAACACACCCAACACACCCAACACACCCAUUACACCCACAACACCCUCAGCAGCAACAGCAACAACAGCCACAACAACGACAGCAAUCGGCGCAAUGCACAGCAGCAGCAACAUGCCGCAAAAGCCCAUCAAAGUGCAAUCGGACAAGGACUGCACCGUGCCCUAUAACAUUAUCAACAAUUAUUUCUCCGUUGGCGUGGAUGCCGCCAUUUGUGUCAAGUUUCAUUUGGAGCGCGAGAAAAAUCCGCAUAAAUUCAACAGCCGCAUGAAGAAUAAACUUUGGUAUUUCGAAUAUGCAACGUCCGAGACAUUUGCCGCCUCCUGCAAGAACCUGCACGAGAAUAUUGAGAUUGUGUGCGAUGGCGUUGCCUUGGACCUGGCCAAUGGGCCGCACUUACAGGGCGUCGCCCUGCUUAAUAUACCCUAUACACAUGGCGGCUCCAACUUGUGGGGCGAGCACUUAUCGCAGAAGCGCAUACGCAAGAGUGCGGGACCAUUUGGCAAGAGUAAGAAGCUCAAGUCCAGCGACAAGGAGUUCUCAGCGACCAGCUUUAAUUCGGUGGAUCUAUCCGUGGCCAUACAGGAUUUUGGGGAUCGUCUGAUCGAGGUAAUUGGCCUAGAGAAUUGCCUGCACAUGGGUCAGGUGCGAACGGGUCUGCGCGCUUCCGGUCGCCGAUUGGCUCAGUGCAGCGAGGUCAUCAUCAAGACCAAGAAAACAUUUCCCAUGCAAAUCGAUGGCGAGCCCUGGAUGCAAAUGCCAUGCACGAUAAAGGUUACGCACAAGAAUCAAGUUCCUAUGUUGAUGGCGCCGCGCUCGGAGAAAGGACGUGGCUUUUUCAAUAUGCUCUGCAGCUGAUUCAGGCGCAGCGCAUCGAGUGACUUCAUUGGCCGGCGACAGGCCCUGGAGUCAGCCGAUGAGCUGGAAGAUGAUUAUCGUAUUGUAACCAGAAGCACCACCGUCCAUAAUAUACCUUAGCAAGCAUAAGUAACUAAAGUGUUUAUCACACAGGCUUUCACAACCAGUUCGCUUAGUUUUAAAUAGAGUCUAUAGUAGCCAGUGUUGUCAGCUCAGCUUAAUUAUAGCUAAAUUUGGCUAUUUUUAGUUGUCAGCCAAAAACAUUUGAAUAUUUUAGCUGAUAUUAGCUGUUUUUUUUUGUUGUUGUUGCUAUUUUUGCAGAGCAAGCAAAUUCAGCUAUUUUUGUUGCUAUUUUUAACACUGGAUUGAGCUACUUUUUGCCGCUGACAACACUGGCAAUUAACAAAUAUAUUAGUAAUUGUGUAUAAGACGAGUUCGAGUGAGUUGUAGAGCUUUAUAAAUAAUUUUUAAUAGUCAAAAUAUACCACUACGUACGCCGAGUACUAUAAAAGUCACAUACAUUCCAGAUGGUUCAGUGUGCUGUAUAUAUAUAUAUAUAUAUAUAUAUUUGUAUAUAUAUAUAUACA
Drosophila novamexicana is the source of this 4607-nucleotide messenger RNA. RefSeq names its product diacylglycerol kinase 1 (gene Dgk). The record is from RefSeq and is a predicted model, not a curated record. The transcript has 21 exons. Bases 298 to 4020 code for a protein of 1240 amino acids. NCBI's taxonomy places the organism in Eukaryota, Metazoa, Arthropoda, Insecta, Diptera, Drosophilidae. Gene Ontology annotation, cellular component: plasma membrane. Gene Ontology annotation, biological process: diacylglycerol metabolic process; intracellular signal transduction; lipid phosphorylation. Gene Ontology annotation, molecular function: calcium ion binding; ATP-dependent diacylglycerol kinase activity.